This is a messenger RNA of Zerene cesonia (dogface butterfly), 1149 nucleotides long. Its product is annotated as homeobox protein unc-39-like. The transcript has 5 exons. Gene Ontology annotation, cellular component: transcription regulator complex; nucleus. NCBI's taxonomy places the organism in Eukaryota, Metazoa, Arthropoda, Insecta, Lepidoptera, Pieridae. The record is from RefSeq and is a predicted model, not a curated record. Gene Ontology annotation, biological process: regulation of transcription by RNA polymerase II. Bases 1 to 1149 code for a protein of 382 amino acids. Gene Ontology annotation, molecular function: DNA-binding transcription factor activity, RNA polymerase II-specific; RNA polymerase II cis-regulatory region sequence-specific DNA binding.
AUGAAAUCGACAAAUAUGGAUUGUUCCGAUCGACUUAGUCCUUCGAGCGAUAUAACAAGUGAAUCGGAAACGUCGCUACCGCCUUUUGCGUAUGAGAAUCAAAACGGGAACUUCUAUCAAACAGAUAUACAAGAAAAACAAUUCUUUUCCUGCAAACAAAAGUCACCCCAAAACGAAAGAAGCACCAAAGAGGUUUACUUACAGGAAAGCAAUAAGAAUUUCGAUUAUCUGUCGCCGCCAAGAAGCAAAAAGUAUUUGAAUUUCGAACUGAAAUUGCCGCCGAUAAACGAUAACUUUUUUCAAGUUGAAACGGAGGAACGAAUGCGUUCUUAUUUCAGUGAUGCGCAAAACAAAUGCAUUCAAAAUGAGAAUAAUCUAACGGAAAUUGAGAUUGAAAUAAAUAAUCAAAAUUUUGAACAUGUUGCCAGUGUUAAUAAUGAAAGGUUGCAGUCUUAUUUCGAAAGUGGAGCGACUAAUAUGCGUAGAAUGAAUUUUAAUUCUGAACAAGUGCAAUGUAUGUGCGAAGCGUUACAGCAGAAGGGGGACAUAGAGAAGUUAGCAGCUUUUUUAUGGAGCUUACCCGAGAGCCAGUUGCUAUGUGGAAAUGAAACUGUUUUGCGAGCCCGUGCACUCGUCGCGUACCAUAGAGGUAUCUAUCAAGAAUUGUACGCCAUUUUGGAGACGCAUACCUUCCCGCCAAAACACCACUCCACUCUACAGACUCUAUGGUUCAAGGCGCAUUAUAAGGAAGCAGAAAAAGUUCGUGGGCGGGCAUUGGGUGCCGUCGACAAAUACAGAUUAAGAAAAAAAUAUCCUUUACCAAAAACGAUAUGGGAUGGUGAGGAGACAGUUUACUGCUUUAAAGAGAAGAGCCGAAACGCAUUAAAGGAUUGUUAUUAUAGAAAUAGGUAUCCAACGCCGGAUGAAAAGCGCGCGCUUGCCCAAAAAACUGGCUUGACAUUGACACAAGUGUCAAAUUGGUUCAAGAACCGCCGACAAAGGGACAGGACUCCGCAACAACCGAACCGACCAGAAAUAUUGGUUCCCGCGCAACAUUCAAAUGGUGGUUGGGCACAAUCCUUCAUACCCAACGCGUAUUACCAUAAACUUCAAGAUGCAACACAUUAUUUACAUGGCAACACUCCCUAG